Messenger RNA from Nematocida parisii ERTm1, 993 nucleotides. RefSeq lists its product as uncharacterized. NCBI's taxonomy places the organism in Eukaryota, Fungi, Microsporidia. The record is from RefSeq and is a predicted model, not a curated record. The transcript has a single exon. Bases 1 to 993 code for a protein of 330 amino acids.
AUGAUGCAUAUAAAAAAGAAAUAUAUUAUAUUUGGAGCCGCGUGGGUUAUACGCCUAAAUAUAGUAAUAUGUUCAAAUCUUAAAAUAAAGUCCCAAAUAAGUAAACCUCAAAGGAACAUUCCUUAUGAAUCCGCAUUGUUGCCGAGUAGUAAUAGUUAUAUGCAAGGCGCCAUUAAUGGGGAGAAACCAGAAAGCCAAUUAGAGAAUAACAAUAUUAGUUUGUUUGAUUUAAUUGACCAAGCGGAUUUUGGCACAGCUUUUUCAUGUUUAGAAGAAUUCAACAAGAAAAACAAUAAAGUAGACUGUUUUAAUAAUGCAGAAGAGAUGCAAAAAGACAAUAGCAGCAGCGAGGCCAAAACCAGCAGCGACCCAUAUACAGAAAACAAAAGAGAAUUUAUUCAUACAACAGAAUCAGAGUCUUUUAAUAUGAAUACAUGUACAAGUUUUGCUUCUUAUGAUAGCUUGUUAGCUAUUUAUAAAAAACAGAACAUGUAUAUUGUACGAAAUUAUACUAGUUAUAAAACAUGUCUAGUCAAUCUAACAAUAUAUAUUGGACAUUAUUCCCUAAGAAAUGAUAAACUACGUAUGUGGGCAGAGGAAGAAAUUACUAAAUGGAGAAACAACAGAAAGGAAAAUAUAUGGAUGAUGACAUGCCCGUCACAAGCAGAUUUUUUCAGAAAAAGAAGGCUUUUUUCUGAAAUGCUUAAAAUAAAAGGCAACCAGCUUAACGAUAUAUCUAACCCAUCAUACUACAAUGAGUUUUUAAAAGAUUUAGUUAGUUAUAUGAAUGUAUACGGCCCAUGUAUACACAUCGGCAGCAAUGCCAUGUAUAAUAGUAGAAAAAAGAAACAAGAGACUAUUGGGGAUAUAUUGACUAAUCAAGAAGUAAGUUUAUACUGUUGCUGCAGUGGUAUGGACAUACAAAUAAUUACAGAGGAAGCAAAAAAAGAUAUAAAAGAAGCAGAAGAAGAUAUAAAACUUAAAAAAAAUUGA